Molecule: messenger RNA, 1032 nt
Organism: Aphis gossypii (cotton aphid)
Lineage: Eukaryota; Metazoa; Arthropoda; Insecta; Hemiptera; Aphididae
Product: zinc finger MYM-type protein 1-like
Exons: 1
Coding region: 181-1032 (283 amino acids)
Molecular function (GO): protein dimerization activity
Source: RefSeq, a predicted model, not a curated record
GCAGAUCAAAUAAGAAAUAAAGUAUUAAAAAAAGUGUGUGCCACUCGAUGGGAAGCAAGACACAGCGCUGUGUAUUCCCUUAAAUUUAAUUUUAUAAACGUUUUAAAAUCUUUAACUAAUAUAUUAUUAACAAGUGAUAAAACUGAUGAAAAAAAUAGAGCUAAAUCACUGAAAAAAAAAAUGGAAUCAUUUGAAUUUGUUAUGUUAAUGACCAUUUGGGAAAAUAUUUUAAAACCUUUAUCGGUUGUAUCAAAGGUACUACAAUCACCACAAACCAAUCUUCACAAGGCAUGUGACUUAUUGCAAGGAACAAUUUUAUCAAUUGAAAAAAUGAGAGGAGAUUAUGAUGAACUCGUUGCAUCAGCAACUGGAUUAUGUCAUAAAUGGGGUAUAUCUAUUACAAAACCUACAACCCGUAAAAUAUAUUCAAAACAAUACUUUGGAGAAAUUCAAGGAGAUAGACGAUUUGAUGUGCCCGAAGAAAAAUUUCGUGUAGCAAUUUUUUAUCCUCUCAUUGAUACAGCUUUAUUUCAGUUGCGAGAUCGAUUUAAAGGACUUCAUUCUGUUUCAAGAAAUUUUGAAUUUUUACUUCCACAAAAUAUAGUUGCCAUGAAAGAGUCAGAAAUAGUUAAAUCUUGUUAUGAUUUCAUAUCAUUUUACAAUAAUGAUGUCACAACAGAUUUGAUAAGACAACUAAUUUCAUUAAAAGAAUUUAUUAUAAAUACAAAAAUUCAAACUAUUCAAGAAUUGACAUAUUUUGUAAUUGAAAAUGAUCUUUCAUCACUGUACAGUGAAAUUCUGACUGCUUCUAUUAUAUACUUAAGUCUUCCAGUUACCGUCGCUACAGCCGAAAGGUCAUUUUCAAAAUUAAAAUUAUUGAAAAACUAUCUUCGGAAUUCAAUUUCACAAGACAGAUUAACUGGCAUCAGUAUACUUAACAUAGAAAAAUCAAAAACUAAAGAACUUGAUCUUGACAAAUUGAUAAAUGACUUUGCUAACAUUAAAUCUAGAAAGAAAAACUUUUUAAAAUAA